Bacillus rossius redtenbacheri is the source of this 3317-nucleotide messenger RNA. RefSeq names its product serine/threonine-protein phosphatase 6 regulatory ankyrin repeat subunit C-like. The transcript has 8 exons. Gene Ontology annotation, cellular component: nucleus. The coding region runs from base 155 to 1237 and encodes 360 amino acids. Gene Ontology annotation, biological process: positive regulation of transcription by RNA polymerase II. The record is from RefSeq and is a predicted model, not a curated record. Gene Ontology annotation, molecular function: protein binding; transcription cis-regulatory region binding. NCBI's taxonomy places the organism in Eukaryota, Metazoa, Arthropoda, Insecta, Phasmatodea, Bacillidae.
UCCCGACGUCAAAUCGGCGACUCGGCGCGCGUCCAAGGUCCGGCGCGAUCAGUGCGGCGGCCGGGCUGACGCGCUGCGCACAACGCGCCUGUACCGCGAGGCUGUCGACCCGGGUGUGACCUCUGGCCAGGAGCCGCAGCAGCCGUGGUCCAGGAUGCUGCUGGGGACGCUGACGUCACUGCUGGUGCUCUGCGCGCGCUCGGCGGGCGAGGACUGCGACUCGCCAGAACCACUGCAGGAGAUGCACGUGGUGACCGCCCUCCAAGCAGUCGGCGGCGCCUUGAGCUGCUUGAAGGACAUCUUGCAGGAGUCGCUGCGAAGCAGCAACGAGAGCAACCAUAACUUGGAAAGAAUGGUGCUGGAACUCAGAGACGAAGUAAGAAACUUGAAAAGCUGUGAAUACUGUAACACGUCGAAGUUACAAGACUUGGAAAGAAAACUCAGUACUUCACUAGCGCAAGUCGAAGGAGUGAACGAAAAAGUGAAACGCACCAACAAUAUGGCAGAAAGUUUGGGAACAAAUUUCAAUACAUCUCUAGAACAAAUCAUUGUACCUGAUGAAAAGAAGAAUCAAUCUAAUAAUACGUCCAGAACACACAAGAAGUACCAAGACGUGUGUGAACGAGCGAAGAAAUGGGACAUCACAACACACGUGGAGGAGUUCGGCUGGAGCAAGGACUGGCGCGCUCUGCGGCUGGGCCUGGAGGCGGCGCUGAGCAACGCCAGCGUCGCCUACAAGCAGCUCCAGCGCAUCCAGCACGACCGCACCAACCCGCUGUGGACGGUGGGCGAGGCGGGCUACGCGGAGUUGGCCGUGCUGCUGCUGUGCGGCGGGCUGCCGGUGGCCGCGAGCGACGCGGACCGUGACGGCAUGUUGCACGGCGCGGCGUGGGGCGGGCAGGCGGCGCUGGCGGCGCUGCUGCUGGACGAGGGAGCGGACACCGAGGUGCGCGGGCUGGACGGCAGGACCCCGCUCGUCUGGGCCGUGGAGAACGACAGCCUGGGCGCGGUGCGACUGCUGGCGGAGCGCGGCGCGGCGCUGAACGCGUCCAAGUACGACGGAGACACGGCGCUCCACGUGUCCGUGGGCAGGGGGAACAUGGUGAUCGCGCGCUACCUGGUGGAGAAGGGCGCAAACACCACGGCGCCCGGCAAGGACGGGUGGACGCCUCUCGACGUGGCGAACAGGAAGCAUAACCCCGCCAUGAUCAAGUACCUGCUGCAGUUUCCACAUUAGCCCCGUCCCCAGGCUGGACUACGCAACGGCGGAAGACUGUUCCAGCCAAGCUCUUCAAGCUUCACCAACUAACUGUGUUUUUUCCCUACCCAGUUUUCUCCAGAAAACUCAAUUUUAUACAGUGCACGCAUGCUCAAAAAGAGACAAGUUUCUACCCCUGUAGCUCCUUCACACCGCUGUCAGUAGUACGGAGCAUUCUCAGGAGUUGUAGUAUCCUUCUGGCCAUUUACGUGGAAGAGUCAGUAUUUUGUUCAUGUGUCUUUCUGUGGACGGUUUGCUAAAAGGAAAGGAUAUUAGAACUUCAGAGGGUUGUUAGUAGAUACAUACUGUGAAAACAUAUCUUGUUAAAAUAAUUAUUGUGAUGUUAAAUUUUAUAAAAAAAAAUUCUAUUUAAUAUGCAAAAGUCACUGCAAAUAUAAUUAAAAGUACAAACUACAAUCACAAAAAAUUAACUCAAUAGCAUCCAUGAAUAAAUAUUGCAGAAUGAAAUUGUUUUGAGUGUUAUUCUGUAUAAAUCACCACAGGUGCUAGUAAACAGGCUUGAUCAGGAGGUUUGUUAGAAGCCUUUAUCAGAACCUGCAAGAAUCCUUGCGUCAUGGCGUACAGACUAAUGAGAGGAAACUACAGCCACUUAUGAAAUGCAUAUAAAGGGCCGUCAAGAGAAACUAAUUGGCUGGGGGCAAAUAACUUUGUUUACAAUUUUUCCAACCCUAUGUUUAAAAAAAAAAAUUUAAGGACCUGUGGAUUUUGCAUAACUUGCAAGAUUUCCAACCAAUUCUUUUAACAAUGGUCUUGUAAUUUCGUCCAACUCUGAGUAAACUCUCUGAGUAAACUCUGCAUUUAAAAACAAUCUUGAAAUUCAACCAAGCCCCAGAAAUCCCCCUCCCCUUUUCACACCCCCCUCCCCACACAUGCACACGUCACACGGUGUUGCUAAAACAGGUGCUUGCCAGAAGAGGGGUCAAACACACACAAACCCUAGUUUCCCAGUGUCAGCAAUCAGUUUGGCUGCAUUGAGUGAUAACAGGAGCAGAUGCCAGUUCCUAAAACAUCACAACUGUUGUCACAGUAACAUCUUCAUCCGUGCUGUUGUGUCAUCUAGAUUAUCUGGUUAGUCUCAUGGCUGGGUUCGUCUGUCGCAGAGAUGUCUGGAGUUGUUAUUUUUCUUUAUUUAGUACUGUUCUAGUUGCAACUGCCUCAUUUUCGGUCUACUGUGUUCAUAUGUGAUGUUUAUAUACUCAUGUUUAUUGUAAAACUAAGGGUUCUUUCUAUGACCAGCAUAAACCAGCAAUGGUUUAUGUCCAUCAUAUUAUGUUAAAUCAAAAAUAAAAAGCAAAAUAGUGUAAUUUUUUUUUCGUAAGUCAGUCACUGAGUAAGUUUUUGUUUUUAAUAAAAAAGAUAUCUCCAAAGCUAAAGACAGAAAAUAUAAAAAAAAUUUACGAAAUGCCACUUUUAAUGCAUGAAAACGGUGUUAAUUUGAUUUUAUAAAUAAAAAAAAAUUAAUGUAUCUGAACCCUACCACAGCAGGAGAUAUGAAACUAGGCAUGACUAACACACACACAAAAAAUACCUAUUUUGGUUUAUUUAAGUCAAAUAUGUUUCAGUAUUUACUGAAAUAUGAGAUGAUUAGUUUGGCAUAAUAAAUUGAAAAUGAAUUAAAAUUUACUAUAACAGUUUUUGAAAUUUUAUCACUGACAUGAUUAGAAUUGGAUCAGUUUGGUUUUUUUAGGGCAAGAAUUGGAGGUGUUUUUUUUUUCACAUACAUAUUUUACAUUAUAAAUAAAGACAAACUUUUUUUUUGUUACGUUCCUAAGGGAAAAGUGGGAAAGGGUGACAUAUUCUUAAAUUUGAUUUCAUUACAUUUAAGCAUGUCUGAGAAUCCACAAAUAUGGAAAAUAAGAAAUUUUAUAUCUGUAACUACAUUCAAAAUAAUGUUGCAACAGUUUCACAAUAUUAUUAAACAAGGUAAAAACGGUUUGAUUUUAUGUAAUCUAUGACACUAAGACUAUCGCACAAUCCAAUGAAACUCGAAAUGUGGAAGUUGUCAUAAUCUACAUUAAAAAGAAUUUGGCACAUUGUU